Molecule: messenger RNA, 3171 nt
Organism: Anolis carolinensis (green anole)
Lineage: Eukaryota; Metazoa; Chordata; Lepidosauria; Squamata; Anolidae
Gene: postn
Product: periostin
Exons: 25
Coding region: 77-2773 (898 amino acids)
Biological process (GO): extracellular matrix organization; cell adhesion
Cellular component (GO): extracellular matrix
Molecular function (GO): cell adhesion molecule binding
Source: RefSeq, a predicted model, not a curated record
UGAGCCCCUUGCCAGUUCUCUUCUCAGACUAGUCCAGGAGACAGGAGAGAGGGAGAGAGAGAGAGAGGCAAAAGGAAUGGAACUCCUUUGGGUUGCUGCAGUCAGCAUUUGUUUCCUAUCAGCUUUUCAUCCUGCAGAAUUUGCCACUGCUCAUUAUGACAAGAUUUUGAGCCACAGUCGGAUCAGGGCACGUGAACAAGGGCCAAAUGUCUGUGCUCUCCAACAAGUUAUGGGAACCAACAAGAAAUAUUUCAGCACAUGUAGGAACUGGUACCAGGGAGCCAUCUGUGGGAAGAAAGCAACUGUUUUAUACGAAUGCUGUCCUGGCUACAUGAAGAUGGAAGGUGAACGUGGCUGUCCUGCAGUUGCUCCCAUAGAUCAUGUCUAUGGCACUUUGGGCAUUGUGGGAGCUACGGCCACUCAGAGAUACUCCGACAUGUCGAAGCUGAGAGAAGAGAUCGAAGGACCUGGCUCUUACACAUUCUUUGCACCAAGCAACGAAGCCUGGGAUCUUUUGGACCGUGAAAUCCACAGCGGCCUGAUUGAGAAUGUAAACAUUGAGCUGUACAAUGCCCUCCAUAACCACAUGAUAAACAAGCGAAUGUUGACCAAGGACCUUAGGAAUGGCAUGACUCUGGUCUCUAUGUACAACAACCAAAACCUUCAUAUAAAUCACUACCCCAAUGGUGUUGUGACCGUUAACUGUGCCAGAGUCAUCCAUGGCAACCAGAUUGCAACAAAUGGUGUAGUGCACGUCAUUGACCGUGUGCUGACCCCCGUUGGAAAUACUAUCCAGGACUUCCUUGAAGUAGAAGAUGAUCUCUCUUCUCUCAGAGCAGCUGCUUUUACAUCAGAUGUGAUGGAUGUUCUUGGAAAACCUGGGCACUACACACUUUUUGCACCUACCAAUGAAGCUUUUGAAAAACUUCCACGUGGCGUCUUGGAGAGGAUCAUGGGUGACAAAGUGGCCUCUGAAGCUCUGAUGAAAUUCCACAUUUUGAACUCACUUCAAUGUUCUGAAGCUAUCACGGGUGGGGCAUCCUUUGAGACCAUGGAAGGCAACACAGUUGAAGUUGGCUGUGAUGGUGAAAGCUUGACAAUUAAUGGAGUCAAGAUGGUCAGUCGCAAAGAUAUUGUGACAAGCAAUGGUGUAAUUCACCUCAUAGACCAAGUGCUUAUUCCUGACUCAGCUAAACAAGUUAUUGAGCUUGCUGGUCCACAACAAGCUACCUUCAAAGAUUUAGUGUCUCAGGUUGGUUUGGCUGCAUCUCUGAGGCCAGAGGAAGAAUAUACCCUCCUAGCUCCACUAAAUGGGGCUUUUUCAGAUGACACCUUGACCAUGGACCAGCGGAUCCUUAAGCUGAUUCUUCAGAAUCACAUUUUGAAAGUGAAAAUUGGCCUAAAUGACCUGUACAAUGGGCAAUUCUUGGAGACUCUGGGAGGGAAGAAGCUCAGAGUGUUUGUCUAUCGCACGGCUGUGUGUGUUGAGAAUUCUUGCAUGAUCCGAGGAAGUAAAGAGGGGAGGAAUGGAUUUAUCCAUGUUUUCAGACAACUAAUUCAACCAGCAGAAAAGACUCUUCAUGAAACACUGAGAUCUGAUAAACGAUUCAGCAUAUUCCUCAGCCUAGUAGAAGCUGCAAACUUAGAAGAAGUUCUGUCCCAACCCGGUGACUGGACUUUGUUUGUCCCAACAAAUGAUGCUUUUAAAGGCUUGACGGAACAAGAGAAACAGACUCUGAUGAGGGACCAAAAUGCUCUCCGGAAUAUUCUGCUUUAUCAUCUGACUCGGGGAGUUUUCAUUGGAAGUGGAUUUGAACCUGGUGUAACCAACAUUCUCAAAACUAUUCAGGGUGGCAAACUGUACUUAAAAGUGGUAAAUGACAGUCUCCUGGUGAAUGAACUGAAAUCAAAAGAAUCUGAUCUCAUGGCAACCAAUGGUGUAAUUCACGUCAUAGACAAACUUCUGUAUCCUGCAGAUAUGCCGGUUGGAAAUGAUCAACUCCUCGCAAUUCUCAAAAAGCUGAUUAAGUACAUUCAGAUCAAGUUUGUCCGAGGUAGCACAUUCAAAGAGAUCCCAAUGACAUUUUACACCACCCGCAUUAUUACUAAAGUUGUAGAUCCAAAGAUUAAAGUAAUUGAAGGCAGCUUUGAACCCAUUCUUGGAAAUGAAGAUGUUAAAACAAUAACAAGAGUUGUUGGUAGCACCAUUCGCAAAGAGAUUGAAGUGCCAUCCAUUACAAAAAUCACCAAAGUGAUUGAAGGGGAACCAGAAUUUAAGCUGGUCAGGGAAGGUGAAACAGUAUCUAAAGUGAUUCAUGGAGAACCUAAAAUUAAAAAAUACACCAAAAUAAUUGACGGCUUUCCAGUGGAAGUAACUGAAAAAGAAGUGACAGAAGAAAGAAUUAUCCAAGGUCCUGAACUGAAGUAUACCCACAUCACUACAGGUGAUGGGGCAGAUGCUGAGGAGACUCUUAAGAAAUUGCUGGAAGAAGAGGUUACCAAGGUGACCAAACUCAUUGAAGGUGAUGGUCAUUUGCUUGAAGAUGAAGAAAUCAAAAGAUUCCUCCAGGGAGCUGGAUCUGAGUACACCAAGGUUACUAAAGUAAUUCAGGGAGAGCCAAAGGUUGUUGAGACAGAAAUAAAGAAAAUUCAUCUAGAAGAAACACCUGUAAGGAGAGUACAAACAUCUAGAAGGACGCAAGGAUCACCACGGAGAAGAACACGGCUUGUCCGUCCUGGUGCAAAAAAGCAGAAUCCACAGAAAGAGAACUGAAGAACUGAAACAAUAAUCAGCAGUCACAAGGGACGAUCUUAUUUCACCAGAAAAAACAUUUUUUGAACCACACGGUCUCAUUAACAAUUGGGCAUUUCAACCUGUACCCCAUAUAAUCACAUGGGAGAACAUGUAAUAGGAAGCGCUUCCUAAAAGUACGCUUAAUGAGCAGGGAUUAACUCUGAAUGUAUCAUUUUUUUAUUAAUCGGAAAUGUAUAAAUUAAAUAUAAUCCCAUCUGAUUAUAAGACAUAGCAUGUAAACUAUGUGAGGCUAACACUAUCAUUUCUUUAUGUAAAUCAAGAUCGUCAAAACUAUUUGAGGAUUAUCUUUGUAUGACCUAUUUAAGUGUCAUUAUGGCACAGACAACAUUACCUUCAAUAAAUGGAUAUUAAACCAC